GGGUUUCUCCUUCCCCUGCCUUGGCCCUACACAAUGAGAGCCCUGCCUUGUUCCACGUGGCACCAUGGCGCUGGGCAGUGGGCAGAGUCAGGUCCGGGGCGCCCUGGGGACUUUCCCCUCUGGGGCGGGACACAGCUGACUUCAUCUGCUCCUCCCCCACACGGAAGGGGUGGAACCCUUCCCUCCUCUUCUCCCUCCUCCUUCUCCAGCGGCCACCAGGGACCCUGAGAUCCACCAGCCCAGGACCCCACGGCCAGGUCUGCUGCGCCACCCUCCAGGAUCUGCAGCAGGGGACACUCUGUGCAGGAGGCAGCUGGGCCAGAACAUGUCUCCACCCACCCCAGCCUCUGUGGCUCCAGGGUUCAUUCUCCCUCAUCCAUGGCCAUCCCAAGCCCAUCAAUCCAUGGCGCCUUAGACAUUCUAAGAGCCGUGGGAAGGGACAGACUGGUCCACCUGAAAGACAAGCUGGGGAGUCUAAUUCCAGGCAGCCAGGAGUCCAAGCUUCUUCACGCCAUGGUGCUCUUGGUUCUAGGCCAAAACACUACUGAGGCCAGGUUCUCUUUGGAAUCCUUGAAGGCAGACACAGUGGCCCAGCUGGUAGGCUGCCAGUGGGCAGGCGUGGACAGCACAGAAGGCCCCGAGGAGCCUCCAGAUUUGUCUUGGUCUGUGGCUCGCCUGUACCACCUGCUGGCUGAGGAGAACCUUUGUCCUGCUUCUACAAGGGACAUGGCUUACCAGGUGGCCCUCCAUGACCUCGCCUCCCAGGGUGACCACUUGCUGGACCAACUCCAGAAGGAGGCUCAGGAUCAAUGUAGUUCAGACAUCACGGGGAGCCACUGUAGCUUCCAGCCACUCCAUUCUGAUGAGGGUUGUCUUCCACCUUCUUCAGCAUCCCCUUCAGUAACCAGAAGCCAGCCUCAACCCAUUGACACAUCAGACUGGAGCCAGGGACAGUCUCUACACUCUACCAGCAGCAUUGCCUCACUGGCUAGCCACUUGGAGAUCAGCCAGUCACCCACUCUGCCCUUCCUCUGUCCACACCGUGGAACCCAUGGGCCCAGCAAGCUCUGUGACACACCCCCGGCAUCACCUGAGCCUCAGCUUAUCCCUGCAGGCUGCCAAGAACCUGAGGAAGUGAGCUGGCCUCUGUCAGUGGAGACCAGCGUCCCCUUGGGGUCACCACACAGAACUGGGGACCCAGAGGUAUCCCCUGAGGUGGCUCCAGUCAUCCUUCCUGAUUCUCUGGCUGCUCCAGACACGAGUGUCCACUGCCCGGUUGAAUGCACAGAGGUGUCUACAGUUUCCCUGUCUCUCCUGCCUCCCACCAGGGAAGGCAUUAGAAAGCAGCCAUCUAUCACAGGUCAGAUGUCACCUCCAGGCUCUGUAGGAGAUGACAGUCUGCAGAACACCACGUCCAGCCCCCCUGCCCAGACACAUUCCCCCCAGAUCUCCACUACACUGCCUCCUUCCCCUCCAUCCUCCACUUCCUUCUCCAGCAGCCACCCUAUUCCCCCAGCCUCCAUGUCCCCUGUUCUGGGCCACUCAGAAACAUCUGAGCAGAAAUUCUAUAACUUUGUGGUCAUCCACGCCAGGGCUGAUGAACAUGUGGCCCUACGUAUCCGGGAGAAGCUAGAGACCCUUGGGGUGCCUGAUGGGGCCACCUUCUGUGAGGAAUUUCAGGUGCCUGGGCGUGGUGAGCUGCAUUGUCUCCAAGAUGCCAUCGACCACUCGGGAUAUACUAUCCUACUUCUGACCACCAACUUUGAUUGUCGCCUGAGUCUGCAUCAAGUCAACCAUGCCCUUAUGAACAGCCUCACGAAGUCUGGAAGGCAGGACUGUGUGAUCCCCCUCCUCCCACUGGAGUGCUCCCAGGCUCAGCUCAGCCCCAACACGACCAGCUUGCUCCACAGCCUUGUGUGGCUGGAUGAACACUCCCCUAUCUUUGCCAGGAAGGUGGCAAACACCUUCAAACCACAGAAACUCCAGGCACACCGGAUCCGCUGGAAGAAAGAACAAGAGACCAGAGCUCUCAAGGAGCAGAGCACUCAUCUGGAGGCUGAGCGGCAAAGGGUGGCUGCCAUGUCUGCUGCCUACUCAACCUACAUCCACAGCUACAGCUCUUGGCAAGCACAGAUGGACAGCCUGCAGAUGGCUUUCAGGAAGGAUUUGCCACUGGGGGCCCCUACAUCCUUCCCCAGUUGGGUGGGAUGUCCACAGCCUUCACAUCUAUGGCAGGGUACCCCAGGUUCCCCCUAUUUCCUGCAGCCUCCAUCUUUCCCGCAGCCUCCAUCUUUCCCGCAGACCCCAUCUUUCCCGCAGCCUCCAUCUUUCCCGCAGCCUCCAUCUUUCCCGCAGACCCCAUCUUUCCCGCAGCCUCCAUCUUUCCCACAACCUCCAGUCUCUUCCCCGCAGUCCCCACCCUUCCCAUCUGCCUCCUCUGCAGCCACCCAGGCUCCAGGACCUCUCAUUAUUCAUCAUGCCCAGAUGGUUCAACUGGGGGUCAACAACCACAUGUGGGGCCAGACAGGAGCCCAGUCGACCAAUGACAAAACUGAGUGUCUGGAGGAACCCUGCUUGGACGCUCCGAGUGACCAGAAGGGACCCCUGCUUGAGACUCUAAAGUGAUCAUGAUGGAACCCACCUGGAUUCCUAAAGUGACCAGGCUGAACCCAACCUAGACUGCUAGAGUGGCCAAGCUGGAUUUUACCUGGGUUCUUAAAGUGACAGUGGGAAAGGGGAACCUUGCCUGGGCCCACACAGUGGCUGUGAAUUGGACCCAAGAAGCCAGGAAGACCUUGCCUGUAACUCAGAGCCUGGAAAAACAUCCAGAACCCUAUUGAACAUUGGACAGGACUCUGGGACCCCACCUCGCAUCCUCUAGGUGAACAGAUGGCUAUGGAACCAUAGGCUCCACCAAGGUGUCCCCAGCGGCCACGUGAUCUUCAUUCAGUGUGGCUCGUACUGUCUCUGGGGAAGAUGUGGUGCUAGGGCAAUGGAGAGGGUUCUGUUUUUAUAAUAAAGUUACUGACAGCUGAGUCACGAGCCAGAGUCCCCACCCACCACCGCCCACAGGAGACAGCUCCGCCAGGACUGGAAUAGGAUAGGAGCGCCAUCCGGCUCCCAAAAUGGCAGGAACCGGAAUCUGUAGAUGUAUUCUAAUCCUAUUGGACAGCGCGGACCACGUAGCCUUCUGCUGCAAUGGACUCUGGGAAAUGUAGUUUUAGGGGGCAGCCAUGUCUCAGGAAGUCUUCCAAUGUUAGGAAAGAAGUAAAAAAAGACACUCGGGAGUUUCUGGCGGUUUUGAUUGCUUUUGUGAAUUUAUUUAUGUAGUGUAUGUGUGCCAGGCAUGUGUGGAGAUCAUAAGGCAACCUGUUUGAGCCGGUC
Phodopus roborovskii (desert hamster) is the source of this 3384-nucleotide messenger RNA. RefSeq names its product TIR domain containing adaptor molecule 1 (gene Ticam1). The transcript has 2 exons. Gene Ontology annotation, biological process: response to exogenous dsRNA; positive regulation of canonical NF-kappaB signal transduction; TRIF-dependent toll-like receptor signaling pathway. Lineage: Eukaryota; Metazoa; Chordata; Mammalia; Rodentia; Cricetidae. Gene Ontology annotation, molecular function: protein kinase binding. The record is from RefSeq and is a predicted model, not a curated record. The coding region runs from base 379 to 2625 and encodes 748 amino acids.